Molecule: messenger RNA, 1677 nt
Organism: Harpegnathos saltator (Jerdon's jumping ant)
Lineage: Eukaryota; Metazoa; Arthropoda; Insecta; Hymenoptera; Formicidae
Product: RUS1 family protein C16orf58 homolog
Exons: 9
Coding region: 173-1573 (466 amino acids)
Source: RefSeq, a predicted model, not a curated record
UUGUGCGAUAUUCGGCGGCGGGUCGAGCUUUGGCGGAGUAGAGAGAACCUCUAUGGCGAAGAGGAACAGCUGAGAGAGCGCGGAAAACAGCGCUCCAAAGUCAGUGACGUGAGCGCGUGUGGUGGGCAACGUCAGCGUGAACGUCAAUGGUAAAUUCCAACCCACACGCAAUAUGCGUGUCUUGUUUCGAGAGAGCUACGGGAACGAGCGGGAGACGGUUUACAUAAAGUCGGAAGAUGGUUUCAGCGUGAACGAGGUGAAGUCCGAAUCGACUGAAUCUCAGGAUAUUUAUUUUCGCUUCGUGUCCUUCGUGAAGGAGGUAUUUCUGCCGCAAGGAUACCCGGAUAGCGUGCGUGCCGAUUACCUAGCUUAUCAGAUAUGGGAUACGGUACAGGCUUUUGCCAGCACCAUCAUGGGCACACUCACAACACAUUCUGUAAUGCAAGGUAUAGGAGUUGGUGAAUCGAAUGCUACACCACUAGCAGCAGCGAUAACAUGGAUUCUGAAAAGCGGCACUGGCAUGAUUGGGAGUAUAAUGUUUGCAUGGUGGAAUGGGACUCAGCUGGAUGGGCAAUGCAAGAAAUGGAGGCUGUUUGCAGAUAUCCUGAAUGACAUAGCAAUGGGGCUAGAGUUAAUGGUUCCGUAUUUGUCACCGUAUUCUGUGCCAAUUUUAUGCACAUCGACCAUCAUGAAGUCCGUCGUCGGUGUUGCUGGUGGAGCUACAAGAGCAGCACUGACUCAACACCAGGCAAUACGCAAUAAUUUAGCAGACGUCUCCGCGAAGGACAGCAGUCAAGAGACGUGCGUAAAUUUAAUCGCGUCAUUCGUCGGGAUCUUCGUGCUGUCUUUGUUCCAUGAUGGACGAUACCUAAUAGAAUUAUAUCUCUUCCUGGUGGCAGUCCAUCUUUAUGCAAAUUAUUCGGCGGUUAAAGCGCUAUGUUUAGAUACGCUCAAUGAAGACCGUCUGGCUUUAAUAAUAAAAAAUUAUAUGAUGAACGAGCGAAUCUCUGAGCCGCAAAAGAUUAAUAAGGAAGAAUCGGUAUUUCUACUUGGAAACCCUUCUAAAGAAAUAUGCGGUUUUAACAUAAAAAUUGGCGCCUCGUUUGCAAGUCUCCUUAAAAGAAAUGUGAUUUCAUCUAUGGAGAUGGAAUUCUUGUUAAAAUUUUUCGAAGACAGAAGGUAUUUAAUAACGAUAGAUAUUGAAACAAGAACCAUAUUUAUAAUUCUGAAAAAGGAUAUAAAACCUAUUGAAGUAUUGGAAGGAUACUUUUACGCUUUCAUGUGUGGCCUCUACAUAUGCAUGGCGAAACAAAUAUCGGUCAAUCUGUUGUUGCGUUCCGAAACGUUUGAAAUAUCGUACCCGUUGUUGAACACGUACAUUCUUCACAAGAAGUUUGCAAACUCGAAUAGCAAUGUGCAAUUGUCGAUAGCUAUUCAAAGUGUCUGUGCUACAGACUUGAUAGUCUCUAAUGAGUAUAAAGCGUUCGUUAGCAGUCUGGAGAUGAAUGGAUGGAUAACGGAAACAAAUUUAUUGGGAGUUGGCGCAUGGAGAUUUCGUAUGGGGACCACAUAACGAAAAUAAUUAAAAUGAUUAAAAACCGUUUAACACAAGCAUAUUAAAAUAUUUCCCUCAUGAGGCUAUAAAAAGAUCAUAAUUCUCACGAUAUAACAGUAAGA